CCUGCAGCACUAACCUUCUCACAAAAGGAGGUGAGGAGCAGAGGAGAACAGAAGGAAAGAAAGAAAGGAGGAAAAGUAAAAAGGAGGAGAGGUAGAGGAUCUGCAGAGCUGAUUAUAGAGGUAGUCUUUGCCCCUCUUGUGUUUGUACUUCCUUCAGUUUCCACAGAAAGAUCAGGAGAUCGUGAUGUACUACUCAGGCUGUUGCAGUAUCAGUGCAUACUCCAGUGCCAUGGGCAUCAUUCUUCAGGAGAUUAUCCUAAUGCUUGUCAUCUCUACAGGCUCACUUUCUGCAGAGGGUCGGCUCUUCAUGGACGUGAAAGUCGGCAGAUCAGCUGUUUUGCCGUGUAAUUGGAAAACUAUACUCGACAAUCUGUCAUCUGACCAAAAACCCCACAUCGAGUGGAGAACGCUUUCUGAGACGGUGUUUGAGCGUCGGGGGGAGGAGCAUUAUGAGGGGGAGGGGUAUGAAGAUCGGGUUGAUGUUCCUGAAGAUAAACUGAAGAAAGGAAACUGUUCUCUGGUUCUGAAGGAGGUUAAAGCUGAAGAUGCUGGAGUUUAUGAGAGUUACCUGCUGGUGAAUCGAGUAAAAAGAGCUCUGAGUUCUAAACGAGUCUUCAUCCAGAGCGUGGAGCUCUCAGUAGACGAUACACCUGAAGAGAUUAACAGUGCACAAGAUAAACCAAAUUCACAACCAAGAGGAAGGUCGUUUCCAUCAAAUAGCAGUGGAGUGAUAAAUUUUCCCUCACCGAUCAUCACAUUCACCAUUCUCACAAUCAUACUACUGUUCAUGCAAUGCUUUAUAGACCCUCUCUGAUGGAUCGCCACCUUGCCGCGGUAGAGAGGCUUAAGAGGUCUGAAGAUCCCGAGAGCUGGUCUGUCUUUCACUCAGGACAAAAAUGGGUUCAGAUCCACACUAAGAGCGAUCUACCAACAGCUUUCAACACAAAGAUUUUAGGAAUUUCAGUAGAGAACAAUCUGUGCAGUAAGUGUUUAUCAUCUCUGUAGGUACCCUAGCCAGCCAGUAGGUGCCCAAUGCAAGCAACACCAGAAGAAGAAAUAGGGGUGUGGCUUCACAUGGAACAAAAGCAUUCCUGAGACAGGAAGAAGGCCUCUUUGAGUUUGCCCAUAGACAGGUAAACCAGAAGGACGAAUCAUUCCCAGAAGAGUUUCCUGGACGUCGUCAAAACCCUUUCUACAAGAAGGCUGAAAAUUCCCUCCAUCCAGUGAGGAGGGAAAACAUGGAUAUUUUCUAACAAGAACAUUUUAUCUUUAACUUACUGUAUCUUACAUUUUACGUAAGUGUAAUUUUAUUUAUGAAAUCUGCAACUGUUUAUGUUCUCUAAACUAAAACCUGGGAACAAACCAACCUAUAUUUUCUCUGCAUGCAAAUCUCUUUCUCUUUUCUAACACUGAAAUGCAGCUACUGUAUUUCUCUCUUCUAAAAAUUAGAAUCUAGCAAUAGCUUUAAAACUGUCCUUUAAAAUAGUCAGCUUCAGUCUCUUUGUUCUGGCUCAACAGAGACCUGAACAAAGGACAGCUGAAUUCAGUUACAGUGGAGCCACGCUCCACAUUUAAACUCAGCGCCAUUUAUCCUUUGUUCGCGUUCGCGCAUGCGCGCACACGCACGCUCCACUCGCGCACACCGCGAAACCCCCCUUCCGUCUCUAUCGCGCGCGCGCACACACGCGCACGCGCUCUCUCUCUCUCUCUCUCUCUCAUACACACACCCUUAGCUAAAUAACCAUUUAGCUCUCAUAUUGUAAAUAUACUGACUGCUGUUUGUAAGAUUUGUGUUUAGAUUAGUUUGUGUGUUAAUAAAUGUCCAUGUGUAUAAAUGUGUUGAUUUCAUGAAUGCUGGUUGCUGCCAAUAACCAUAUAAAUGAAUUCAAUUUAAAACCUUCAGAAUCUGAGU
Molecule: messenger RNA, 1912 nt
Organism: Astyanax mexicanus (Mexican tetra)
Lineage: Eukaryota; Metazoa; Chordata; Actinopteri; Characiformes; Acestrorhamphidae
Exons: 6
Coding region: 185-814 (209 amino acids)
Biological process (GO): T cell costimulation; positive regulation of T cell proliferation; immune response
Cellular component (GO): external side of plasma membrane
Source: RefSeq, a predicted model, not a curated record